UAUAGAUGAGUAGUUAAACUAGCAAUUCAAGUCAUUAUCAUCAACCCAAUGCCUGUUACGUUAUUAAUUAUUUUGAGUGUUUGGGCGGAAACGAACAUAUAUUAAUUAAGGCAUGUCGCGAGUUUCCACGUCGUCAUCCACGCAUGCAGCGGCGGAGUUGGCGGAGAAGGUGUCGUGGUACUGCGCCCUGGCCGUGGCGCUACUGCUGCUUCUGAGCAUAUGCGGCGGCGAGACGGCGCCGGAGACAGUUCCCGAGGCGGCGGGGAAAGGGCGGUGCGACGAGAUUUACGUGGUGCGGGAAGGGGAGACGCUGCAGACGAUAAGCGAAAAGUGCGGGGAUCCGUUCAUCGUGGAGGAGAACCCACAUAUUCAUGACCCCGACGAUGUUUUCCCGGGAUUGGUUCUCAAGAUUACUCCUUUCUACAACCUCUAGUUUGUUUAUUGUCUCUUCCAUCUAUCACCGCUUUCGCCUGCCGGCCACAAAAUAGCAGGAGAAAUUUAAAUUGAAGCUCAAACUUUAUCUAGUUUGACUCGAAAAAAGUCGAAUUAUACAAAUACACUAGGACGAAGAGAGUACUAUAUAGUCGUAAGAAAUUUUUUUACUCCCU
Cuscuta campestris is the source of this 608-nucleotide messenger RNA. Lineage: Eukaryota; Viridiplantae; Streptophyta; Magnoliopsida; Solanales; Convolvulaceae. The record is from the annotation of a GenBank genome assembly.